AUGAAGUCCACUCCUGGUCUCACUGCUAUCUUCUCAGAUGAUGAGCCCAACUUUCUCAUCACCAAUGGACCCUGGGCACUGGUGAGGAAUCCUUGCUAUUCGGCAUACCUAGCAUCCUUGGUGGCAGGCUUCAUUGUGACUAGCUCCUCGAAUCAUCCCGAUCACGGACACGCUUACUUGGUAUCGCAUGCCGGUGGUAUUGCUUUUGCAGGGCUGGUGGUGGCAUUCAGUAUCUUCUACCAGGCUAUUCGGGAUGAAGAGGCAAAGUUCAGCUCAAGCAAGCUGAGAACGAAGCACGAAGAGUACAAGCGGAAAGUAUGGAUGUUGGUUCCGUUGAGUGAUGUCAUGGGACGAUGA
Ustilago hordei is the source of this 357-nucleotide messenger RNA. RefSeq lists its product as uncharacterized. The coding region runs from base 1 to 357 and encodes 118 amino acids. Lineage: Eukaryota; Fungi; Basidiomycota; Ustilaginomycetes; Ustilaginales; Ustilaginaceae. The transcript has a single exon. The record is from RefSeq and is a predicted model, not a curated record.